AAAGACAUCUACUCACUAGUAGUAGUAGUAGUAGAAAAAAAAAAAAAGAAAAAGAAAAGAAAACAGAAAAAGCUCAAGUUUGGUGUGAACGGAGAUGUUUUCACCUCUGAGCGGCGGACAAGUUUAAAUGUGCCGCGUUUCUCUCCUAGGUGAGGAUAAAACAGUCCAGACUCUGCUGCUUUUGUUGUUAUUUUUCUUCUUUUUUUCUCUCUUUUCCUUUUUACCGGCAGUCUGAGUUAAGCUUAUGACUUUUGACACACUCCGGGAGCGACGCUGCAAAUGGGCGGCAUAGGUGGCAGCCUCUACCUCAGCAUGUUGAAUGGGACUGAAGCGCAAACUCUCGGAAAGAGCGUCGACAUCAGCAGCCACCUCCACCGCGGCGGCAAGGAUCUAGCCGAGUUCAAGAUGGGCAUCCAGGACACCCGCUUCUACUAUCCGGACUCGGUUCAGGGCGGCCAGGACCCGCUGGCCCUGCCCUACCACACGGACCAGACAGUGGGGGGCUACGGGGCGCCAGCCGGCAGGUUUUACGCGCAGAGCUUGAGCGGCUGCCCCUACGGCGGGGUGCGCUCUCCGCAAAGGAGCGGCGCCGGGCAGGGAUACGUCCCCGCGGCGGGAGAGGGGUUCCCCACUGGAGGUAAAGACCCGGUGUACUCCCCCUCUGCGGAGAACUACCCGGGCUUCCAGCACGGCUAUCAGCGGCCUCUCUACCCUUUACCUGGGCUGCAGGUGUGCGGGAAGACCCAGGUUGUGCUAAAUAACUACCCGCUGUGGGCCAAGUUUCACAAGUUUCAGACCGAGAUGAUAAUCACCAAGCAGGGCAGGAGGAUGUUUCCCUUCCUGAGCUUCAACAUCAGCGUGUUGGAUCCGUCCGCCCAUUAUAACGUCUACGUAGACGUGGUUCUGGCCGAUCAGCACCACUGGAGGUACCAGGGAGGCAAAUGGGUCCAGUGUGGGAAAGCAGAGGGUAACAUGCCAGGGAAUCGGAUAUACAUGCACCCUGACUCUCCCAACUCAGGGGCUCAUUGGAUGAGACAAGAAGUGUCAUUCAGCAAGCUUAAGCUCACCAACAACAAGGGCAGCACCAACAACGUGGCACAGAUGAUUGUGCUCCAGUCGCUCCACAAGUACCAGCCACGUCUUCACAUAGUGGAGGUGAAGGAGGACGGCUCAGAGGACCCCUUCCUGUCCUCUAAAGCUCAGACGUUUGUCUUUCCUGAGACGCAGUUCAUCGCCGUCACGGCUUAUCAGAACGCAGACAUCACUCAGCUGAAAAUAGACCAUAACCCCUUCGCGAAAGGUUUCCGCGACAAUUACGACACGCUCUACGCUCCUCCCGACUCUGAUCGCCUCACCCCUUCCCCUACAGAGGGCCAGCAGUUGCUACCGGGGACCUGCUACCCACAGAGCUACCUUUCUGAACAAUAUAUUAGCCCCCUGUCGCAGACCCGCUUCUAUGGCCGUGAUCACAUCGGCAUGGGCCAGCAGCACAAAGACCCAUCCUCUAGCCCUGGACCCCACAGUCGCUGGUACCUGCCCCCACAGCAGAACAUACCACCGAACCGGCUUGACUUCACAUCCUCCUAUGAGGGGGACUUCUCUGGAAAUGGCUUCUACAAGCCGUUCCCCCUGCAGACGUCCGCUCACCAUGCCCUCAGCUACUACCCAGAGCAUCAUUUUGCGUCGAGCAGCGUAUCGGUAUCUGCGGCCGGGUCAGCAGGAUGGAGCACAAGCAGGCACACUCCACAGUAUCCCAGCAAACCCGCCCCCACUCUGAGCUGGUUCAGACCCAUUUCGUCGUCCUCCUCCUCCUCGUCAUCUUCCACGCCCCCCGGGAAUCCCAGGCUGCACCCACCUACGCUCCUGGAGUCCCUGCAGCCGCCCGUGCUGCAUGAAAAGCCGAAAGACCCCACCGGAGUGGCAGCUGAGGACCCCUGGCUCGAGCCACCCUCCGUCAAAUCAGCAGACUCGGCCGACUCGGGCAUGUUUGAGGGAAACAAGAAGAGGAGAGUCUCGCCCUACACGUCCAGCACUGAAAACUCCCCGCCUCCGCGUGCUGCAGAGGUCUGUGAAAAAGACAGCAACAGCGAUCCAGACUACUACGGCUAUUACGCUCACUGAGGGCCUCUUGUUUCAUCACAAACGUUUCUUAACGCCCUCUCACAGAGCCCUGAGUCUGUCCGGUCUGCCAGGUCUUCAUGAUGGAUUGAAACGAACAGAACCACAAAAUAUCAGCCCUCACAGCGGAAAAACAUCCACACCGUAAAGUUUCAUCUCACAAGAGUCAAAUGAUCACAGGAGGAACUGGUAAGGACAGUGACAAAAUGAACAAAAGUGGAUAUGACUGGGACUCUGGCCUACAGUCACAUAAACACCAAACAGACAUACAGAGGUGUGACUGAAGUCUUUGAAACAUCUGGAGAUUUAAGAGGGGGGGAAAGCCCAAACAUCUGCAUAUCUGCUUGCUGACAGAUGCCUGCAGGAAUUGUCUGUUCUUUCUGCAUCAAACCCACUCCGGCUGCGGUGCCAUGUCUCGUCUGUGUCUUCCUUCGCACCCUCAACCGUUUACACAUUUCUUCACGAUGUGCUCACAUUCAUUUCUCCCAGUGAUUCUUUGCCGAAACUGGUUAGCAAAAAAAAAACAAAAAAAAACAACAGAAAAACUCAUGUCCUCUCUAACCUUUGGCUUAUAAUAAACGAUGCAGCUCCCACUUGUGGCAGUAGAGGAGAAGUGCAAGCAGAUAGUGUAAAGGUCAAUGUCAGAGCAGGUUUUAGGACAGCUUUGCAGACUAGUGUUAAGAAUGGCAGUGACGGCAAAAGCACAAUAAAAUAGACGCGUUAUCUGAAGAUUGCACAGCAUCUGACAGUGAUCAUUGCAUAAUGUUUAAUCAUACACACAAAGUCAAAAACAAAGGCAGAUUCAGUUCCUUUCAUGUGUUCAAACACCAAGAAGUUUUCCAAAUUUUGUUUCUUUAUUACCUCAAACCUGUUUUUAAUGCCAUUCUGUGAUAGACCGAUGCAAAUUAGUGAAUACUUAAGAAGCUCAACAACUUUUUGAUACUUUUUUUUCUUCUUUUUUUUUAUUUUUUUACAAAUAAUGUAAACAAUGUGACAAUAUUGUUUAUAGAAUCCCUCUAGUUUUAUGGCUCUGUGCUCAAAGUGUGCAUGGAGAGACUGAAAUUUCUGACUAUUCUUCUGUGCAAAAACACCUGAACUUUAAAUUUCAAAUCAAUUGUUAAUCAGAGUUAAUUUUUGCAUUUGUUUUGAUCUAGAGUUCAUCUCAUGCAGGAAGAUGAUCUUCAGCUCCAGGAUCAAGUCUCUAUUGGGUUUUCUUGGGAAUAUCCAAUACGUAUCUGAGAUACGGAUCUCAGAUACGUAUUGGAUAUUAAUAUCUCAUAUUGGAUAUUCUCAUGAGUUACGUGUCUCUGCAGCUCCCUCAGAGUAACCAUGGGCCUCCUUCAUAGUUGUCUCAUUGUCCAGUCUGUCAAUUUAGGUAAGUUUGUAGUCGUGCUAUACUCUUUCCAUUUUCAGAUGAUGGAGAGAUCACUGCUCUUUAAAUUUGAAAUAUCUGCUGUAAACUUCAUUCGCCCUUUUUUUCCACUCAACGUUUAGUAGCAGCUGUAGGGUAACAAUUAAUUUAGAUAUUCCUUAUGGAAAAAGCUUUUAACAAGACCAGCUGUCCAAAGGCAUACGGGUGUAGAGUGCGAAGAUUCUGACCUUGCAAUAAUUAGUCAAUAUCAAAUCACUCCCGUCAACAAACAAAUAAACCCACAAUCAGUAUGAGCAUCAAUAACUCUCCAAUAGUGUCAUAGAGAGAAGCAUACAAGCUUUUAAAACACAGACAAAAUGGCAGUCAUUCUGUAGAUCAGUUGAUAGUAAGCCGCCCACAUGCACCUGUAGUUAAACUGACGAGGCGCUGUCAGCCUCAGACCACAAUAAACAGGAAGCACAAAGUGACCAGACCGACACUCUGAAUUUCCCCUCUGGUCUCUGGACCCAUCAUGUGGUGACGCUGGUUGACAGAGGCCCGGCUCCUCGUCAGGUGACAGAAAUAAAGAGUGAGGCUACAGUCGGAGCUGAUCAGAGGUCUGCUUCUCACUCCUCACCAGGUGUGCUGAAUGCCUCAGACAACACCGGAGGCGACAAGCGAGCACCUCGUGUUAUCUAUCAGGGAAAUUUCAAUGUUGACUGUCCAAGCUCAAAUUACUUACAUGGAGUUGGUGUCAACUGAUGGAACCAUUACUACUGUAACAAGCAGAAAUUCAACAACUGCCAUAUGCGGUUAAAGCUGAGUAGAAAUGCUCAUUUUUAAAAAGCAUGUUUAUAUUUUAACCUCUUUGUAAAUUUAAUGAGUUCUCUGUAAAUCUGCAGAGGAAAGAAAGCGAAAUAUUUAAAAGCAUUUCUGAAACAAUGUCCUUGGAAAAAAGGUUGCUGCAUCCACCUAUCCAUUUCUUUUCAUUGUUUAUACCCGCUCAUCCUUGCAGAGCUGCAGGGAGAACUGCUCCUAUCUACAGGGGUCCUGGACACCCUGGGGAGAUUAUCAGCAUAGAGACAUACACACAACACCCAUACACAGACAUAGUCAUACCUAAGAACAAUUUAGAGAGGCCAACUAACCUGAGUCAUGUUUUUGAACAUUGAGAGGAUGCUGGAGUACCCAGGGACAACCCACAAAUGCACAGGGAGAACAGGCAAACUCCAUGCAGAAACCAGCCGCCCACUGUGCAGCCACAAGCUAUGUCCUAUGUAGACUAAAUAACCAUAACAAAGAGCAAAAAUUAAGAUUCAAACUUUAAAAUUUUAUAGUAAUGUUGGUGCACCUGGGUGCUGAAACUAUCCACUUGUUUAGCCUAUUUUUUGCUAAAUGACACCAUGUACCUACUUAUAGUAGCUAAUAGCUAUAAUUUACUGGUGACAUGGCAUUAGCUGAAGCUAAUCAGCAGCUUUUUGUUGUUUAUUUAAUGCCAGAAAUUAAAUAAGGAGAUUAUGAAAUGUGUUUGUAAUGGUCUGAAUGAUAACAAACGUAAUGAUUCAUUAAAUAGUAACAAGGUGCUGAAAACACAUUAGAGAGAAAAUCUCAAUGUUUCUUGUGUUAUAUUUCUAAAAGAAAAUGUUUCUUAUUUAAUUUAUUCAUAUUUGUCAAAUAAUUAUUCUCGGAAUACAUUGAUGAAGGUUUUCCAGUGUUUUCCAAAAGGGCAUUUAAAUGAAAUGAAGAUGUUUUAGUUCGAGGGUGCUUGUGCAGAAACAAAGAGGAAAAAGUGUCACAGAAAUACCGGCCUGCAAAUAUAUCGGUUGCUUUUUUUAUUUUCUGUGGUCUCCAUGGUAUACAUAUAUACCAUAUAUAUAUACCAUAUAUACUUGUCUCCUCACCGACAAGGCGGCAAAAUCUCACAUCAAACAACUGCAUUAAAAUGCUGUCAGAUACCUCAGGAAGGGCCCCUGCUGAACAUCCCAGAUAUUAUGAUAAACUUUAACCAGUGACUUGGCUCCUUCAUAUUCCCAGUGUUUUUUUUUUUUUUCCUAUGGCACAUUUCCCUUUAGAUGAAAACAGGACUGCGUUUCUGGAGACUUUGCUGUACAGUUUUCAAAAAAAAAAAAAAAAGCAGAGCGUGAAUAAAGGAGACCACACAGCUCACGCCACAAAUGUUCGUUUCUGUGUGUGAAAGGUUUGUGCCGUUUAGGGAGCAGUAAUUGUUCUUUUACUCAUGAGAUGCUUGUAAACUGCAGCAAACAAAUGAGUAAUGGAGAUUUGUCGAGGAGGAAAAACGAAACUUAUUUAUUGAACAUGGCAUAUAUGUAUAUUUGUUGUUUUUUUAAUGAAAUUAAAGCUUUCACC
Molecule: messenger RNA, 5836 nt
Organism: Poeciliopsis prolifica (blackstripe livebearer)
Lineage: Eukaryota; Metazoa; Chordata; Actinopteri; Cyprinodontiformes; Poeciliidae
Gene: tbx21
Product: T-box transcription factor 21
Exons: 6
Coding region: 280-2121 (613 amino acids)
Biological process (GO): lymphocyte migration; regulation of transcription by RNA polymerase II; cell fate specification
Cellular component (GO): nucleus
Molecular function (GO): RNA polymerase II cis-regulatory region sequence-specific DNA binding; DNA-binding transcription factor activity, RNA polymerase II-specific
Source: RefSeq, a predicted model, not a curated record